This is a messenger RNA of Conger conger (European conger), 5861 nucleotides long. RefSeq names its product lysine-specific demethylase 5B-B-like. NCBI's taxonomy places the organism in Eukaryota, Metazoa, Chordata, Actinopteri, Anguilliformes, Congridae. The record is from RefSeq and is a predicted model, not a curated record. Bases 200 to 4804 code for a protein of 1534 amino acids. The transcript is spliced from 28 exons. Gene Ontology annotation, biological process: chromatin remodeling. Gene Ontology annotation, molecular function: histone demethylase activity; DNA binding. Gene Ontology annotation, cellular component: nucleus.
CCUCUCACGACGCUGUGUGCGUUUGACUGGGAUCGAGAAUGUUGAUACUGAUUGUUUGAGUUAAAGGGAAGCGUCGCUAAAGAGUCGGAGGGAUAGCAAAGGCAGCAAGACUCGGACUGCUGAGCCGAUACCAGCAAGGUUUGACCCGGUUACAACCGAGCGACCCGUAAUUUCUUCGCUUUGGGAUCGGACAACGACGAUGACCCAGCCUCGGCCCGACGAGUUCAUUCCACCCCCGGAAUGCCCUGUCUUCGAGCCUAGCUGGGAGGAAUUUGCCGACCCUUUUGCUUUUAUCAACAAAAUACGGCCUAUAGCGGAGAAAACGGGCAUCUGCAAGGUCCGACCGCCACCGGACUGGCAGCCUCCGUUUGCCUGCGAUGUGGACAAGCUGCACUUCACUCCCCGCAUCCAGAGGCUCAACGAGCUGGAGGCUCAGACUAGAGUCAAGCUGAACUUUCUGGAUCAAAUUGCCAAGUUCUGGGAGCUACAGGGAUGCACACUCAAAAUUCCCCAUGUGGAGCGGAAAAUCUUGGAUCUCUAUCAGCUGAAUAAGCUGGUGGCCGAAGAAGGCGGCUUCGACCUUGUCUGUCGCGACAGGCGCUGGACGAAGAUCGCCCUGAAGAUGGGCUUUGCUCCCGGCAAGGCUGUGGGCUCUCAUCUGCGGGCCCACUAUGAGAGGAUCCUGUACCCUUACAACCUGUUCCAGUCUGGAGCCAACCUUCUGGCCCCUGAUGUAACCUCCAAACUGAUGAGUUUAAUGGCCGGCCCCGAUCUGGAGAAGUGUGUCCAGAAGGCUGGUCUGCCCGGCGACACCAAGGACAAGGAGUACAAGCCCCAUGACCUGGCCCAGAGACAGUCUGUGCAGCCCACCGAGACCUGCACCCCGGCCCGCCGAGCCAAGCGCAUGAGAGCCGAGGGCGGCUGUGUGAAGACAGAACCGGGCGAGCCCUGUGAGAACCGGCCCAACCUGCGCCGGAGGAUGGGCUCCUUCGUGGCCAAGCCGGAGCCCGAGAAAGAGAUCCCCAUCCAGGUGAAGCAGGAGCCGCUGGAGAGCAAGGACCUGCUGAGCGAGCUGGAGAAGGCCCGGCAGCGCUACAAGAAGAACGCCCCUGCCGUGAGUACAGUGGACCUGUACGUGUGUCUGGUGUGUGGCAGUGGCACUGAUGAGGACAGGCUCCUCCUGUGUGACGGCUGUGAUGACAGCUACCACACCUUCUGUCUGAUCCCGCCGCUCCAGGAAGUCCCCAAAGGGGACUGGAGGUGCCCCAAAUGUCUGGCUCAGGAGUGCAGCAAACCUCAGGAGGCCUUUGGCUUCGAGCAGGCGUACAGAGACUACUCGCUGCGUUCGUUCGGAGAGAUGGCCGACUCCUUCAAAUCAGAUUACUUCAACAUGCCGGUCCACAUGGUGCCCACGGAGCUGGUGGAGAAGGAGUUCUGGCGUCUGGUGAGCACCAUCGAGGAGGACGUGACCGUGGAGUACGGGGCCGACAUCGCGUCCAAGGAGUUCGGGAGCGGCUUCCCCAUCCGGAACGGCCGCUUUAAGGUGGCCCCGCAGGACGAGGACUACCUGAGCUGUGGCUGGAACCUGAACAACAUGGCGCUGAUGGACCCGUCUGUGCUGACUCACAUCACCGCCGACAUCUGUGGCAUGAAGCUGCCCUGGCUGUACGUGGGCAUGUGCUUCUCCUCCUUCUGCUGGCACAUCGAGGACCACUGGAGCUACUCCAUCAACUACCUGCACUGGGGAGAGCCGAAGACGUGGUACGGGGCCCCAGGCUACGCUGCGGAGCAGCUGGAGAACGUGAUGAAGAAGCUGGCCCCCGAGCUCUUCGAGGCCCAGCCCGACCUCCUGCACCAGCUGGUCACCAUCAUGAACCCCAACACCCUCAUGUCUCACGGCGUGCCGAUUUACCGGACCAAUCAGUGUGCUGGAGAGUUCGUCAUCACCUUCCCUCGAGCCUAUCACAGUGGUUUCAACCAGGGGUUCAACUUUGCAGAGGCGGUCAACUUCUGCACCGUCGACUGGAUGCCGCUGGGCCGACAGUGUGUGGAUCACUACCGGAUUCUGCAGAGGUACUGCGUGUUCUCCCACGAUGAGCUCGUCUGCAAGAUGGCCUGCAAGGCCCGCUCGCUCGACGUGGUCCUGGCCUCCGCCGUCCAGAAGGACAUGGUCCUCAUGAUCUGCCAGGAGAAGGAGCUGCGCGAAAAAGUCCGCAAGAUGGGGGUGGUGCACUGCGAGCAGGCGGAGUAUGAUCUCCUGCAGGAUGACGAGAGGCAGUGCUACAAGUGCAAGACCACCUGCUACCUGUCAGCCAUCACCUGUCCUUGCAGCCCUGGCGCGCUGGUCUGCCUGCACCACAUCCAGGACCUGUGCUCCUGCCCCAUGUCCAACUACACACUGAACUAUCGGUUUACACUGGAUGACCUGUACCCCAUGAUGAACGCUGUGAAGCAGCGGGCCGAGUCCUACGACCAGUGGGCCUCCACGGUGACCCAGAUCCUGGAGGCUAAACUGGACAAGAAGAGAAGCCUGGCGGUGUUCCGCUCCAUGAUCGAGGAGUCGGAGGUGAAGACGUUCCCGGACAACGACCUCCUGCGCCACCUCCGCCUGGUCACCCAGGACGCAGAGAAGUGCUCCUCUGUGGCCCAGCAGCUGCUGAACGGCAAGAGGCAAACCAGGUACCGCUCAGGUGGAGGGAAGUCCCAGAACCAGCUGACUGUGGAGGAGCUGAAGUCCUUUGUCAGGCAGCUGUACAACCUGCCCUGCUGCAUCAGCCAGGCCCCCUUACUGAAGGAGCUGCUGAACCGGGCGGAGGACUUCCAGCAGCACAGCGAGAAGGCCCUGCGGGGGGAGGCCCCGGGGCCGGAGGAGCUGCAGGCCCUGCUGGAGGCCAGCGCCGAGCUGGACGUGCGGCUGCCGGAGCUGCCCCGGCUGCGGGAGCGUCUGGAGCAGGCCCGCUGGCUGGAGGCGUCGCAGCGCGCCGGGGCCGCCCCCGCCGGCCUGGGCCUGGACGCCAUGCGCCGCCUCAUCGACCAGGGCGUGGGCCUCGCCCCGCACCCCUCCGUGGAGCGCGCCAUGGCCCGCCUGCAGGAGCUGCUCACCGUGUCCGAGCACUGGGAGGACCGCGCCCACGGCCUGCUCAAGGCCAGGCCUCCUCACUGUGUGGAGACGCUGGCAGCGGCUGUGCAGGAGGUGGAGAGCAUCCCCGCGUACCUGCCCAACUGCCUCCUGCUCCAGGACUCUGUCACCAGGGCCAGGGAGUGGCUUCAGGAGGCCGAGGCAUUGCAGCUGGGCGGGCGCAUCCCCGUGCUGGACUCCCUCUCUGACCUGGUGGUGCGGGGCCGGGCCCUUCCCGUGCUGCUGGGGCCCCUGCCGCGCCUGGAGGCGCUGGUCUCAGAGGUGCAGGCCUGGAAAGAGAGCGCCGCCAAAACCUUCCUGCUGAAGAACUCUCCCUACACCCUGCUGGAGGUGCUGUGCCCCAGGUGUGAGGUGGGGGCGGGGAGCCCCAGGAGGAAGGCCAAGAAGCUGAAGGACCCGGUUCAGCACGGCAAGAAGAAACCGCUGAAGCUGGACUGCCUGAGCGACGUGGAGAGGGCCCUGUGUGACAGCAAGGACUCUGCCUCUGCUAUGGCCACCCUGGCCGAGGUGCGUCUGAAGGAGAUGGAGGCCCUCUCGGCCCUGCGGUCCGCCAACGAGUCCAAGCUGCUGCCGGCGGCGGACAGCGGGGCCCUGCGGGUGUGCGUGUGCCAGCGGCCCCCGGGGGGCGCCAUGCUGCAGUGCGAGCUGUGCCGCGACGCCUUCCACAGCAACUGCGUGGCGGGGAGCGAGGCUCCCGCGGACGAGGCCCCGGGCCGGGCCUGGCUCUGCCCGCCCUGCCGCCGCUCCGAGAAGCCCGCGCUGGACAAGGUGCUCCCCCUGCUGGCGGCCCUGCAGCGCAUCCGCGUGCGUCUGCCCGAGGGCGACGCCCUGCGCUACGUCAUCGAGCGCACCGUCAGCUGGCAGCGCCGCGCCCGCCUCGUCUCCUCCUCCUCCUCCUCCUCCUCCUGCGGCCGGCCCUCCCCCCCGCUCAGCCGCUGGACCUCCGCUGGGGCUGUCGACGGGAAGGUGGCUAGCCCAGGGACAGCUGCAUGCCUGGGUCAGGAGUGGAACCGAGCAGGCCAAUCACAGACAUCCUUCUACACUCAACAGCCAUGCAUUCCUCUUCAAGGUCUGAGCCAGGAGCUGGAGGAGCUGAUGGUGGAGGGUCUCCUGCUGCCGGUGUCCCUGCCGGAGAUCCAGCAGCUCUACCACGUCCUGCUGAACGGCCUGGCCUCGCCCGCCGACGGCAGCGCCUCGCCCCGGCCGCAGGGCCCGGACUGCGACCAGCACAAGCAGUGCAACUCUCAGGGAAGGAGUCCGCCCCAGAGCGAGGACGGGGUCUCCGGUCUGAAGAAGGACGCCGUCAACGGGACGGACAGGAAGGCCAAGCGGCGCCUGGAGCGGGAGGGGCCGGACCGGGACCGCCGGGAGCGGGCCAAGAAGCCGCAGAAGAAGAAGCCCAAACUGAGCCGGGAGAGCCGGGCGGCCUCCCCCUCCGUCCUGUCCGACUCCUCCCCCUCCGAGGACUCUGAAGAGGACAUGGCCCUCUGUCCGGCCGAGAGGUGCCAGCAGCCGGAGGGAGACGAGGUGGACUGGGUCCAGUGUGAUGGCAGCUGCAACCAGUGGUUCCACCAGGCCUGCGUGGGGGUGACCCCUGAGCUGGCUGAGAAGGAGGACUAUAUUUGCGUCAGCUGUACUGUAAAAGAUGGCCACCUGCGAAAAUGAGGAGAGGAAGGUUUGGAAGAAGACUGGAGGAUGUUUUUUCUUUUUUUUGUGUGUGUUCUUCUUGAAAAGCCACAGCUCUGGGUGUGUAACUGACCCCGCCUCCCCUCAUGUCCUGACCCCGCCCCCUUAGGUCCAGACCUUCCCACUGCCCCGCCCCCUCAGGUAUUGACCCCGCCCACUGCCCCGCCCCCUCAGGUCCAGGCUGUCCUCUCUGCUCCCUUGUCCUGACCCCGCCCACUGCCCCGCCCCCUCAGGUUCAGACCUUCCCAUGGCCCCGCCCCCUCAUGUCCUGACCCCGCCCCCUCAGGUCCAGACCUUCCCUCGGCCCCGCCGCCUCAUGUCUUGACCCCGCCCACUGCUCUGCCCCCCUCAGGUUGGGACCUUCCCACCGCUCCCCUUCCUUCCCUUUUGUAACAACGGUGCUACUUAUUCCUUACGGGAUCGUUUUCCACAAUUUAUGAGACUGUUUGGUCACUUUUUUGUAUUGAUUUUUUUCCCCCCCUCCCUCUCCUAUGAACUGUUUUUGUGGUUGUCUAAAAAAUGGCAGGAUUUUGGAGUGUUCUGCUGGGGUUUCCAUCCCACUGGCGCAAGAGAGUCUACAGACGAAGCACCUUGUGAAAAAGAAAACAAAAAAACAGGAUUCUUUCUCCGUUCCUCUGGGGCUUUCCCGCAUGCGAAACCAGAGACACUGGGUGCAGGGACUCAUUUUUCACCAAAAAGAAGCUUACAAAAAAAAAAAAAAAAAUUUCAAGAGAAACUUAUUUUUUUGGAAACCCACUGUUUAGUACAAGCAUCUGGAUAAUAUAAAAAAAAAAAAAGUUUUUUUUUUUUUCUUCUCUUUUUUCGUAGAUUAGGUUAAUUUAUCUGAGCAAUAACGUCUAUGUCUGAGUUCAGUGGCUUGAGAUCUCUUCUGAACAGUGUGUUGGUGCUUUAGCGAUGGUUUGAUGUACAGAAUGCUCCCUAUUAGACUGUGGGGUCAAAGUGGUGGACUAGAAAAGUAGCAGACAGAAGGAAAUGUGUAAAGUUACUGCCACAGCUGUAUGGGGCUUUUCUUUGG